AGGUUUAUUUAUUUUCAGUAUAUAUAGCGUGAUACCUGCUACUACAGUAUCAGUCACUUCAGUGUCAGUAUUGCCUUCAUAAUUUAUAUUACAAGACCUCUUAAAAACACAGACAUGAAGACUGUUCUGAUCUUAGCCGCGCUCGCCGUGAUCGCCUCAGGCGCAGUGGUCAAGACCCCACUCACCCGGCAAAACCUCAACAUCGGCACCAUCGGCGCCGGCGACAGGAUCCUCUUGAACCGCAACGUGCUGAAGUACCCCGCAAACAACGCCAUCCAGUCGGAGGACCUCAUCUACCGCGGCAACUACAACAUCACCGCCAUCCGCGCCACUGAACGGGGCUACACCCAAUACGCCAAUGCCUUCCUGAUCAGCGGAGGGGUCGGCCGCAGGAAUGCCACCAUCAGGUUCCAGUCAGCCCGAGGGUACGGGUACAACUACGAUGUGGUGAUCUACGGACGCUGAUCACCAGUUGACCAGAUUGAUCACUGAUGGUCACUACGACGUUUGGCUUGAACUUGAAACAUGGACUAAGGAAUUUGUGAAUAAAUUUUGUUGACAUGUA
Messenger RNA from Plutella xylostella (diamondback moth), 565 nucleotides. Its product is annotated as putative salivary secreted peptide. The record is from RefSeq and is a predicted model, not a curated record. Lineage: Eukaryota; Metazoa; Arthropoda; Insecta; Lepidoptera; Plutellidae.